This is a messenger RNA of Condylura cristata (star-nosed mole), 4905 nucleotides long. RefSeq names its product l(3)mbt-like 1 (Drosophila) (gene L3MBTL1). NCBI's taxonomy places the organism in Eukaryota, Metazoa, Chordata, Mammalia, Eulipotyphla, Talpidae. The record is from RefSeq and is a predicted model, not a curated record. Gene Ontology annotation, biological process: regulation of DNA-templated transcription. Gene Ontology annotation, cellular component: nucleus. The coding region runs from base 15 to 2558 and encodes 847 amino acids. Gene Ontology annotation, molecular function: protein binding; zinc ion binding. The transcript is spliced from 21 exons.
GUAGGCCUGCCAGGAUGGAGGGCCAUGCUGAAAUGGAGAUGCUGAGGACACUGAAGGGGCCCUCCACAGGGGAGGUCAGCGUGCACCUGGUGGCCAGAGACAGCCCAGGUUCUGGCCCUCACCAGCCUGCUACUGCCUUCAUCCUCCCAGCCAGCUCGGCCACGCUUGGCCUGCCCAGCAGCGCCCUGGAUGUGUCCUGCUUCCCGCGGGAGCCGAUCCAAGUGGGCGCCUCGGAGCGAGGGACCGGCAGCAUACCUGUCACGGCCACCGUUCUGCCGCAGUUAAGCGCCGUGCCAGCGGCUAGCUCCAGCGGCGGCACAGUGCGACUCCUGGAGUGGACCGAGGCCGCAGCCCCGCCUCCUGGGAGCGGCCUGCGGUUCCGGAUAAGCGAGUACACGCCGCCGAACAUGGUGGGAGCGGAGCAUCCCCCGAGCCCCGAACUGCGGAGGGAAGGUGUGGCUGAAUAUGAAGAUGGCGAGGCCCGGGCGGGAGGUGGCGACGCGGGUACCCAGAAGCCCGCCGACCUCCCACUGGUCCCUCCGGAAGAACCCCCUCAGGACCCUCCAGAGGAUGGUGGCACCUGUCACUGCCAGGCUUGCGGGCCUCAGCAAGGUGCUGGUCCAGAUCCCGGCUCCUCCAGCGAUGUCUGCCCUCAGCUGUUUCAGGAGCGGUCAGUCAUAGUGGAGAACUCCUCAGGCCUGAGCUCCUCCUGUGCCAGCGCUUCUGAGCUCCUCAAACCCAUGAAGAAGAGGAAGCGCAGGGAAUACCAGAGCCCAUCAGAGGAGGAGUCAGAGCCAGAGGUCAUGGAGAAGCAAGAAGAAGCAAAGGAUCCAGAGGGUCAACCCACCGCUAGCACCCCAGAAAGUGAGGACUGGAGCAGCAGUCAGCCUGCGUCGGGUGAGAAGAAGGAAGGCUGGUCGUGGGAGUCUUACCUGGAGGAGCAGAAGGCCAUCACUGCCCCCGUCAGCCUCUUCCAGGACUACCAGGCGGUCACUCAUAACAAGAAUGGCUUCAGACUGGGCAUGAAGCUGGAAGGCAUCGACCCCCAACACCCGUCCAUGUACUUCAUCCUCACCGUGGCCGAGGUGUGUGGCUACCGCCUUCGUCUGCACUUUGAUGGGUAUUCCGAGUGCCAUGACUUCUGGAUCAAUGCCAACUCCCCUGACAUUCACCCCGCUGGCUGGUUCGAGAAGACCGGGCACAAACUGCAGCCCCCGAAAGGUUACAAGGAGGAGGAGUUCAGCUGGAGCCAGUACCUGCGCAGCACCAGAGCUCAGGCCGCCCCCAAGCACCUGUUCGUGAGCCAGAGCCACAGUCCCCCACCCCUGGGCUUCCAGGUGGGCAUGAAGCUGGAGGCGGUUGAUCGCAUGAACCCGUCCCUUGUCUGCGUCGCCAGCGUGACCGACGUGGUGGACAGCCGCUUCCUGGUGCACUUUGACAACUGGGACGAUACCUACGACUACUGGUGUGACCCCAGCAGCCCCUACAUCCACCCCGUGGGCUGGUGCCAGAAACAAGGAAAGCCCCUCACCCCUCCACAAGACUAUCCAGAUCCGGAUAGCUUCUCUUGGGAGAAAUAUCUGGAAGAAACCGGGGCCACUGCUGUGCCUGCCUGGGCCUUCAAGGUGCGACCCCCACACAACUUCCUGGUCAACAUGAAGCUGGAGGCUGUGGACUGCAGGAACCCUGCUCUGAUUCGUGUGACCAGCGUGGAGGAUGUGGAGGACCAUCGGCUAAAGCUCCACUUCGACGGCUGGAGUCACGCCUAUGACUUCUGGAUCGACGCCGACCACCCAGACAUCCACCCCGCGGGCUGGUGCUCCAAGACCGGGCAUCCCCUGCAGCCUCCUCUCCGCCCCAGGGAACCCAGCUCCGCCUCCCUGGGGGGCUGCGCCCCUCUCAGCUGCCGGAGCCUGCCACACACUCGCACCUCCAAGUACAGCUUUCACCACCGAAAGUGCCCCACUCCGGGUUGUGAUGGCUCCGGCCACGUCACAGGCAAGUUCACAGCUCACCACUGCCUCUCGGGCUGCCCCCUGGCUGAGAGGAACCAGAGCCGGCUGAAGGCGGAGCUGUCCGACACAGAGGCCUCGGCCCGUAAGAGGAACCUCUCGGGCUUCUCCCUGAGGAAGAAGCCUCGCCAUCAUGGCCGGAUUGGACGCCCCCCAAAGUAUCGGAAGAUCCCGCAGGAAGAUUUCCCGACGCUAGGCAGCGACGUCAUGCGCCAGUCUUUCUUCAUGUCGGCUCUGUCUGCCCACCCUGACCGCUCGCUCUCAGUGUGCUGGGAGCAGCACUGCAAGCUCCUGCCCGGCGUGGCAGGCAUCUCAGCCUCGACGGUCGCCAAGUGGACCAUCGAUGAGGUCUUCGGCUUCGUUCAGACCCUGACAGGUUGUGAGGACCAAGCCCGGCUCUUCAAAGAUGAGAUGAUUGACGGCGAGGCCUUCCUUUUGCUGACACAGGCGGACAUUGUGAAGAUCAUGAGCGUCAAGCUGGGCCCCGCCUUGAAGAUCUAUAACUCCAUUCUCAUGUUCAAAAACGCCGAUGACACCUUAAAGUGAUGGGCUCCGGGUGGGCCUCCCCCGGCCUGAGCGGGGCCGCCCUUUGCAGCUGAGACUGCCCUCCCGACCUGAGUUCCUCCUAGCCCACCUGUGCCCCAUCUCUGCCUCAGCGGGGCUGGCCCUGCUCUCCGGAGCCGCUUCUAGAGGCAUGAGGGAGCAGAGGGGCCCUGGGGAGGUCGGAGUCCAAGCCUCCGCGUCCUGGAGCUCAUCUGCCAGCCGGGCUUCUGGUGAGGGUGUGACGGGUGGGGAGCUGGGCAGGUUGGAGGUGCCCAGCCUGUGGCAGCACCACCCCCAAGCGCCAGGUCCCUCCCUGCUCUGGUCUCCGCGACUUUGGCGUUAUCACGGGAGUCCUCCACACAGGCCCUUUGUCUUCAGCAUCACUCCACGCUCCUUCCCUCUGCUCCUUUCCUCCACCCCCACCAGCCCCCUGCCACCGACAUGGCUACCCACCAAGACUGCUCCUCCCUUCUGUCUGCUGGUUUGCUGCCCUCACUCUGCUGCCUGAUUCCCUGGGCUGCUCCCCCAGCCACACCCCUGGCUCUUCCCCUUUGGGUGUGUGAGCCCUGGAGACCUGUUUUCACAGCCUCCUGGGGUCUUAAACUGCUUUUUCCCCUCUGGCUCAGAAGUAGGGGCUUCUGGGCCAAGGUGCCUUUUAUUGGUGCCCACGUCCAGGACAUUUUUAGUUCCCGUGCCAAGUCCUGUUUGUAAAGCUGGUGAGAGCCCAUGUCGGGUGUGAGAGGAGGCAGCCUGGCCAGGAGGGUACCUGGGCUUGGCAUCCUUCUGCACAGCCAUGGCUCUUGCGGUGUUGCCUGUAGGGUGAGGUUACUGCGCCUGCCAGACCUCCAGCCCUGGGCAGGCAGCAGCCUGCCCAGCACAGCCCCCUGAUAGUGCAUUUGGCCUGCCCCUUCAAUGCCCUGCUCUUGAGGAGCCUCACAAAGACCACUCAAAGUCGGGCGCCCGGAAGGUGAAUUCUUUGAAUUCUCCACAUCCCUUAAGCCCUUCUUGCCAUUCUCCAUCCCUCUUGCAUUGCCAUCUGGGUACUGCGAGGGCUUGGGGCUCCAUCAUUCUUUCCAGUUUGGGGCCCAGCCUCAACUGAACCACUGCCAAACCUGCCUCCCAGCCUGGGGGCGAAGGGCAGAGCGCCCGUGGGAGCCGGUCCCAGGGGAGGUGAGGAGCAAAUGUCGGAAUUCUAUGGCCCCAGGUGCUGAAAUGGGUCUGCAGGGUACGGGACGAGGACCCCUCCCCAGACCCCUCCUCUCGUCAUGUGAUUGUGUGAUUAUGUGUGUGUGUGUGUGUGUGUGUGUGUGAGACUCUCAAGUAUUUGACAGAGUGCAGAUGUAAGGCUAUUUUGAGAUGUUGUCAAGGGCUAUUAUUUAAAUAGGAAGCUUUAUUUUUCCCUUAGAAGCGGGGCCCCAAAGCUACCGAUUUCCUGCCACAGCCCAGAAGGGAGCCCUCUCUCACCUAUGCCCAGACGGCUUUUGAGGACAGCCUUUCUGGGGGGAGCUGGAUGGGCCGUGCCUCUGGCCACAGGCUGGUUGACAGAGGUUGUCCUGGUGCCCCCAGGCAAGACUAGGGAGGAACAAGUCAAGACCUAUGUCUCCUUUGCUUGGCGAGUGGCCAGACUCAUCAGCUCCAUGGCCUCGUCUGCUUCUGUCCAAAACCAGGGAGGGAAGCUCACGGCCGGUGUGAGGAGGCAGCAAGGCCUUAAGCGGGACGGGGACUUGAGGCUUCUACAAGUUCCUUUCUCCAAAGGGAAGGGCCGGCGGCUCUGCCAUGUGGGUCUGCGACCAUGCUCCUAACGCUUGAAGGCAGGUUGGACCGAGGGCUUUGGAGAAAGGAACUUGAGGCCUAAGCGCGUUCUGCGCCCAUGUCAAACUCAGAAAACCAAAUUAUUAAGAAGGGAAAGCAACUGCUUCCAGCCACCCUUUUUGCCUCUGUCCUGUCCCCAGAUGAGCUCGGUGCACCUUGACCCGGGAGUACGUGAAGGGAGGGGUUGGCAGGGGUGCCCGCUGCCCUGUGCCAGCAGCAGGCACCUCUUACACUUUGACCCUGGCAGCCUCGCCCAGCCCUCGCCCAGCCCUGGCGUAGGGCAGUGAGGACCUUGUUGAGUUUCUGAAGCAGAGAGACUGAUCCGAGUUCAGUAGUGAAGCCGUUUGCACUUUGAUUCACAUGCACUUUUCGUAGGGUUACAUUUUUGUACUUGCCUGUGUGUGUGCGCGUGCGUGUACGUGCAAGUGUGUGUGUUAGGAGACUCCUCCAGUUUAGACUAAAGUCACCUUUUGAGAGAGAAAAAGUUAUAAACACAACGUGGUGUAUUUUGUCAGUGUAUUGAAACAACAUAAAUAAA